GACCGUCCGCUUCAACGUCUUUCUCCUCUCUAAAUCUGCCGUUUCCGUCUCCCAAACCUUCAAGGUUUAGAAUUACGCCGGGAAAUAAUGAAUGGACGCAGAGAGCCCGGCUGGUCUGUUUAUUUACAGGGCACGCAGUCUAAUCUAGAUGCAGGGGCUAUCUCGAGCUGCCAGGGAGGAAGGCAGUGCGGGGAGAGGACAGAAUCUGGGCCAGACAGAGGAAGCCACACCCAGGCCCUGCCCUGCCAGCACCGGCAACAGAGACCACACACGACCCACAACCACCGCCUGCUGGACUUUGCUACCCGAGCCUGGGGGCAGCGGCCGGAAAUGGCCCUCCCGGAGGGGGCGGGGAAAGGUGCGUUAAGGAGGAGCCAGAGGUGCACGGCCAAUCGGAAAUGAGUAUCCCCGAGGUGAGGGCGGAAGAGGAGAGGGCUAGUUCCGGACGCGGCCGCCGCCGCCGCCGCCGCCGCCAUCUGUCACCUCAGCUCCGGCACCAGUAGCCGGUAGCCGCUGCCCCGUCUGCCUCCUCGGCAGAGCCUCCUUCCGGUCCUGUCACCUCUCUCCUCUGUUCUUAUCGCGAUCUUCUUCCCCCAAUGGAUCUGGUCGGAGUGGCAUCGCCUGAGCCGGGGCCGGCAGCGGCCUGGGGACCCAGCAAGUGUCCAUGGGCUACUCCUCAAAAUACAAUAUCUUGUUCUUUGGCUGAUGUAAUGAGUGAACAGUUGGCCAAGGAAUUGCAGUUAGAAGAAGAAGCUGCUGUUUUUCCUGAAGUUGUUGUUGCUGAAGGACCAUUUAUUACUGGAGAAAACAUUGACACUUCCAGCGACCUAAUGCUGGCUCAGAUGCUGCAGAUGGAAUUUGACAGAGAAUAUGAUGCACAGCUUAGGCGUGAAGAAAAAAAAUUCAAUGGAGAUAGCAAAGUUUCCAUUUCCUUUGAAAAUUAUCGAAAAGUGCAUCCUUAUGAAGACAGCGAUAGCUCUGAAGAUGAGGUCGACUGGCAGGAUACUCGUGAUGAUCCCUACCGACCAGCAAAACCAGUUCCCACUCCCAAAAAAGGUUUUAUUGGAAAAGGAAAAGACAUCACCACCAAACAUGAUGAAGUAGUAUGUGGGAGAAAGAAUACAGCAAGAAUGGAAAAUUUUGCUCCUGGGUUUCAGGUAGGAGAUGGAAUUGGAAUGGAUUUAAAACUAUCAAACCAUGUUUUCAAUGCUUUAAAACAACAUGCCUACUCAGAAGAACGUCGAAGUGCCCGCCUUCAUGAGAAAAAGGAACAUUCUACUGCGGAAAAAGCAGUUGAUCCUAAGACACGUUUACUUAUGUAUAAAAUGGUCAACUCUGGAAUGUUGGAGACAAUCACAGGCUGUGUUAGCACAGGAAAGGAAUCUGUUGUCUUUCAUGCAUAUGGAGGGAGCAUGGAGGACACAAAGGAAGAUAGUAAAGUUAUACCUACAGAGUGUGCCAUCAAGGUAUUUAAAACAACCCUUAAUGAGUUUAAGAACCGUGACAAAUAUAUUAAAGAUGAUUUCAGGUUUAAAGAUCGCUUCAGUAAACUAAAUCCACGUAAGAUCAUCCGCAUGUGGGCAGAAAAAGAAAUGCACAAUCUCACAAGAAUGCAGAAAGCUGGAAUUCCUUGUCCAACUGUUGUACUACUCAAGAAACACAUUUUAGUUAUGUCUUUCAUUGGUCAUGAUCAAGUUCCAGCCCCUAAAUUAAAAGAAGUAAAACUCAGUAGUGAAGAAAUGAAAGAAGCCUACUAUCAAACUCUUCAUUUGAUGCAGCAGUUAUAUAAUGAAUGUACACUCGUCCACGCUGACCUCAGCGAGUACAACAUGCUGUGGCAUGCUGGAAAGGUCUGGUUGAUUGAUGUCAGUCAGUCCGUAGAACCAACCCAUCCUCAUGGCCUAGAGUUUUUGUUCCGUGACUGUAGGAAUGUCUCACAGUUUUUCCAGAAAGGGGGAGUGAAGGAAGCCCUUAAUGAACGAGAGCUCUUCAAUGCUGUUUCUGGCCUACAGAUCUCAGCAGAUAAUGAAGCUGAUUUUUUAGCUGAGAUAGAAGCAUUGGAGAAAAUGAAUGAAGAUCAUGUUCAGAAGAAUGGAAGGAAAGCGGCUUCAUUUCUGAAAGACGAUGGCGGCCCCCCGGUGCUCUAUGAAGACUAGCGCCAACACCCUCCAUGCACACACAGCGACUGUCAGCUGCCAGUAGCAAAUGAAGUGACGGGUGACUUGAAAUACCAAAAGAGGAGGCGUGUCCCAUGGUGCUUCUGUGCUUCUUUUCCCCUUGCAACCCAUGUGCCAGAUGUGUGGAAUUCUUAGCUCAGCAUUGAGAGAAUAAAAUGUCACUACCUCUCAUCUUAUGAACAGAAUAAUAUAAUUCUUUAACAGCCAUAGGUUAUCUGGCUGAAAUAGACCUAAUUUUACAUGACAUGCUAUAAAAUAUUUUGAUGAGAUUUUUAAAAAUUAGGUAACAUUUCCAAAUGUGGGAAGUGUGGGAAGAAAGCACAGAUGUGUUUACAAGGGAGGAUUUUAUUACAACAUACUGGCUUUAUUCACCUCCCUGUUUUGUGUUAUGUCUUUACCAAGACACUUUAUUGGCUUAAAAUUAGCCCUUAUUAAUUCUUUUUUUCAGACUGUGGUCAUGACUCUAAAGGAAAAUUUAUUCUCUUUAAUGGGUGUUACAAAUGAAAAUUUGGUUUCAGAAUGUCUGACAGAAAUAGUCAUAAGCAAUGUACUUUCUAUUGGUACAUUUCAUUUUAAUGAAAAUGAACUGAAUUCUACUUUUGUCAUACUCAUAUUUAAGAAAAGGGAUCAUGGGUUCUAAAAGAGAUGAAUAUAUAAGAACUAUCUAAAUGUUUUCAUUUAACUUUUAACUUCUCCACACUUAGGUAAAAUGAUCAGGAUAUAACUCAUGAUGUGACUGUUCUACAUUCAUAAUGAAAAUAUAAAUUAUCUGGAAGGACAGAAUAUCAGCCUUAACCAUGUUUGACAUAUUUUAAUGAAGUUAAUGAAACAAAAUUCAGUUGACACAUCACUAAAACCAUAUAUUUGUUGAUUUUUUUGAGAGGAAUAUAACAAUUAGAAAUAUUAAAUAAUCAAAGUAUGCAUAAAACCACAUAUGUACCAGAUUAACUAAUUUGAGCUAUUUCGGCUCAUUAAUAGGUUUUAAUACUUUUAAAAAGUAAGCAUUGUACUGGAAAAGUGUACUGGCUUUGGGCGGCGCCUGUGGCUCAAGGAGUAGGGCGCCGGUCCCAUAUGCCGGAGGUGGCGGGUUCAAACCUAGCCCCGGCCAAAAUAAAAAAAAAAAAAAAGUGUACUGGCUUUGUUAGGAUUGAAGUUCAUUAACCACAGUGUAAUCAUUCCUCCUAUUAAUCAAGUCAGAUCAGAACCACUAAAGAUCCAAAUCUUCUCUCUGGUGAUAAAAAGGAAAAAUCUAAACACUUUUUCCAUUAGAAACUUUCUCUUUUAAUAUUAUUUUAAAAUGCCAAAUAUUUUCUUUCCAGAAGAAUAUUUGUUUUUGUUGUAUAGCUUUUAAUUACAUUUCAGAGAAGUGUGAUUUUGGGUAGAUACUACAUUUUUGAAAUGUUUACUACUCUGAAAUAAAGAUUUAAAUGACUGGUGAUUAUUGGCUUUACCAAAGUUUCAGAGAACCCCAAUUUUUAAAACCAUUAACCAUUUAAAACUUUUUUUGUCUGACAAACAGCAGCAAACCAUUGCUGUGUGGCAUUCUUAGAGUGUGCUGUGAACAUGCUUUUUAAGAAAUUAAAAGUGAAGAGAUCAUUUUAAAA
This is a messenger RNA of Nycticebus coucang (slow loris), 3781 nucleotides long. RefSeq names its product RIO kinase 3 (gene RIOK3). Gene Ontology annotation, cellular component: preribosome, small subunit precursor; cytosol. Gene Ontology annotation, molecular function: protein serine/threonine kinase activity; ATP binding. The transcript has 13 exons. NCBI's taxonomy places the organism in Eukaryota, Metazoa, Chordata, Mammalia, Primates, Lorisidae. The record is from RefSeq and is a predicted model, not a curated record. The coding region runs from base 597 to 2156 and encodes 519 amino acids. Gene Ontology annotation, biological process: protein phosphorylation; maturation of SSU-rRNA.